This is a messenger RNA of Dioscorea cayenensis subsp. rotundata (Guinea yam), 1918 nucleotides long. Its product is annotated as protein NRT1/ PTR FAMILY 5.2-like. Gene Ontology annotation, molecular function: dipeptide transmembrane transporter activity; tripeptide transmembrane transporter activity. The transcript is spliced from 4 exons. Gene Ontology annotation, biological process: transmembrane transport; dipeptide transport. The record is from RefSeq and is a predicted model, not a curated record. Gene Ontology annotation, cellular component: membrane. Bases 35 to 1744 code for a protein of 569 amino acids. NCBI's taxonomy places the organism in Eukaryota, Viridiplantae, Streptophyta, Magnoliopsida, Dioscoreales, Dioscoreaceae.
AAUACAAGCAAAGCUUAUUCUUCACUGAAUAACAAUGGCAGAGAACUUAGAGAAUGGGCAAGGAGAUCAUCACUUCACUAAGGAUGGCACCGUUGAUCUCAAGGGCAAUCCUGUUCUUAGGUCUAAGAGAGGUGGAUGGAAGGCUUGUUCUUUUAUUGUAGUGUAUGAAGUAUUUGAGAGGAUGGCAUAUUAUGGGAUAUCAUCGAACUUGUUUAUUUAUUUGACAAAGAGACUUCAUCAAGGAGUGGUUGAGGCUGCCAAUAAUGUUACUAAUUGGGCAGGGACUGUAUUUUUAGUUCCUCUUGUUGGUGCUUAUAUUGCCGAUGCUUAUCUUGGGAGAUAUUGGACUUUUGUUGCGGGAUCUGUAAUUUAUGUAAUGGGAAUGUGCUUGUUGGUAAUAGCAGUGUCCAUACCAUCACUAAGGCCACCACCUUGUGCAACAACAUGCAAACCAGCAACCACAAUGCAACUAGCCAUCUUCUUCUCUGGCUUGUACAUACUUGCACUUGGAAAUGGUGGCACCAAACCAAACAUCUCAACAAUGGGUGCAGACCAAUUUGAUGACUUUGAUCCCAUUGAGAGGACUCACAAGCUCUCUUUCUUCAAUUGGUGGAUGUUUAGCAUCUUUUUGGGCACUCUCUUUGCCAACACUGUCCUUGUUUACUUACAAGAUAAUGUGGGAUGGUCCCUUGGUUAUGGUAUCCCUUUGCUUGGCCUUGCUGUCUCUGUUUGUAUCUUCUUGUUUGGGACUUCUUUUUAUAGGCAUAAGGUCCCCCAAGGGAGUCCUUUUACAAGGAUGGCUAAGGUUGUUGUGGCUGCUUUGAAGAAGUGGAGGGUUGUUGUUCCUAGUGAUCCUAAGGACCUUCAUGAGCUUGACUUGGAGGAGUACGCAAAGAAGUCAAAGACAAGAAUUGAUUCCACUGAUUCAUUGAGAUUUCUGAACAGAGCUGCAGUGAAAAAUGGCAAGACAUCUCCAUGGAUUCUAUGCGCAGUGACACAAGUAGAAGAAACAAAGCAAAUUUUCAGAAUGCUUCCAAUUAUCAUCACAAUGUUCAUCCCAUGCACAAUGAUAGCUCAAGUGAACACUCUGUUCAUCAAGCAAGGAACAACAUUAAACCGACACAUCGGUCCUCAUUUCCAAAUCCCUCCGGCGAGUCUCGCCGCAUUUCUCACAAUAUCCAUGCUUGUUUCAGUCGUCAUUUAUGACCGAUUCUUCGUGAAUUUCAUGAGAAACAUUACUAAAAACCCCAGAGGAAUCACAUUGCUGCAAAGAAUAGGAGUUGGAGUGUUCAUUCAAUCAUUAAUCUUUGUGAUUGCUGCAUUUACUGAAAGAUGGAGACUAAGUGUUGCAAGAAAGCAUGGAUUGGAAAAAGGCGGCCAAGUUCCUUUGUCUAUAUUCAUAAUUCUGCCUCAGUUUGUUAUAAUGGGAAUAUCAGAUGCAUUCUUGGUUGUGGGAAAGCUUGAGUUCUUUUAUGAUCAAGCUCCAGAAAGCAUGAAAAGUUUGGGGACAGCUUGUUCUUUGACAGCUUAUGGAGUUGGGAAUUUUCUAAGUAGUGUUUUACUUUCAACAGUGACUGAAAUCACAAGAAGGAAUGACAAUGCAUGGGUGAUGGACAACCUCAAUGCUUCUCAUUUGGAUUAUUAUUAUGCACUCCUUGCUGUUCUUAGUUUUGUGAACUUCUUGGUCUUCCUUCUUGUUAGCAAGUUUUAUUCUUACAAAGCCGAAGAUUUUAAUAAGGCGUAAAACCGGUCGAUCUCUAAUGGCGUUGUGUUAUGUACUCGAUAUCGAUUGCAUAUAUAUAUAUAUAUAUGUAAUUGUUUCUCUUGUUUUAGAGUACAAUUGAAACUUAAAUAACAUUAUGAAGGUGUGUUUGGAUGCAAAAUUUUUUUAUUUUUUUUGUGCUGAUAGAUGUUUUAA